AUGGUUGACUUUGGCUCAAAUGACACUUUAUCCUUAUCCUCUUCUGGCCUCUUACGAGAGGAAUUUCUCAAGGAGCUUGGAAAGCAUCCCGACUUUAUUCUCGGCGGAAGGGCAUCCCGUUGGGGUGAAGGCUCAACCGAUUACCUUUUCCAACUGGAAGAGCAUAUUGCCGAGUUCCAUAAAGCAGACAGUGCCUUGUUCUUCAACACUGGCUACGAAGCAAAUGUUGCUGUCUUUUCGACACUUGCCCAGCCGCAUGAUGUGGUGCUAUAUGAUAGCCUCGUCCACGCAAGUAUCCGAGAAGGAAUGUAUAGGAGCCGUGCAACUGCUCUUUCUUUUACCCACAACGAUCUGGCAAGUCUACGUCAACGUCUGCUGGACACCAAACAUCAGCAUGAAAGAGUUAGAUCGGGCCUAGCUCUUGUGUUUGUUGCACUGGAGUCUUUCUAUAGUAUGGACGGCGAUGUGGCCCCCCUUGAGGAAAUUGUUAAGAAGGUGAAAGAGCAGCUUCCCCACGGGAAUGCUGUAUUUGUGAUCGACGAGGCACAUUCGACGGGACUGGUGGGCCCCCGGGGGGCAGGACUUGUGUCUCAUUUAGGCCUGGAGAAAGAAUUCUCUAUCCGAGUCCAUACGUUUGGCAAAGCACAUGGGGCUUCUGGAGCUGUUGUCUUGUCAAGCAGAGAGUUCAAGGCUGGGUAUAGCAUUUUAGCAAGUAUUGAAGGUGAAAGGAGACGAGAUGUCGUACAGUCCAACAUAGAUCUCUUCUAUGAUGCUAUCAAAAAGCAUGUAUCAUGGCCAGAGUGCCAGCACCUCGGUAUCAUUACGAUUCCAAUGAAGCCUGAAACCAAUACUGUCAAGUCACCAAUUAUCCCUGUUAUUGCUCCUCACGGCGCAGCAGCAAUUCUAGGACAGUUUCUGUGCAAUGCAAAGUUUCGCGUUCUUGUUGUUCACUUCCCCGUGGUGCCCAAGGAUAAGGAGCGAGUCAGGAUCAACUUGCACGCAGAUCACACGUCUGAUCAGACUCUGUCCCUAGUUGACCUGAUCCUCGAGUGGACUCAGUCGCGCCGAAAGGCUGGCAUGGCUCUUUCCCUUCUCUAA
This is a messenger RNA of Fusarium fujikuroi IMI 58289, 1098 nucleotides long. RefSeq names its product related to LCB2-serine C-palmitoyltransferase subunit. The record is from RefSeq and is a predicted model, not a curated record. The transcript is spliced from 4 exons. Gene Ontology annotation, molecular function: pyridoxal phosphate binding. Gene Ontology annotation, biological process: biosynthetic process. NCBI's taxonomy places the organism in Eukaryota, Fungi, Ascomycota, Sordariomycetes, Hypocreales, Nectriaceae. The coding region runs from base 1 to 1098 and encodes 365 amino acids.